Molecule: messenger RNA, 1930 nt
Organism: Ruditapes philippinarum (Manila clam)
Lineage: Eukaryota; Metazoa; Mollusca; Bivalvia; Venerida; Veneridae
Product: neo-calmodulin-like
Exons: 5
Coding region: 304-792 (162 amino acids)
Molecular function (GO): enzyme regulator activity; calcium ion binding
Source: RefSeq, a predicted model, not a curated record
AUCAUUUCGUUUCAAAAGAGGGUUAAACAUCAACAUGUUAUUAUCUCUUAAAAGCCGAUUGAUUGAAUUCGCUCGAUUAAUUUCAUGUAUUAAGAAGGCGAAUAAAGACUAGUAAUAUUUACAAUUUGAAUAGAAUACAGACUGCUCUUUUCAUAGGAAGAAAAGCAAAUAAAAAAUUAUAAAAUUUUGAUAGGUUUGCAUAAUAAAAACUCGCUUAGCUAUUUCAGCCAACAUUUAAAAUGAGCUAGUGGUUUUAAGUGGAGACAAACAAUUUAAAACUUUAAAGAAUAUACAGUGUCAAUCAUGUCUUCAAGUAAGAGGCCGGCGAAAAAACAACAACAGGACCGAAAGAAGAAACAGGGAAAAGAUGGUAUUGACGAAAUAUUUGAAAAGAUGGAUUUAAACCAUGAUGGUCGAAUUUCGGUAUACGAGCUCACCAAGGCAGCUCGACUACUUGGUUUGAACCCGACCGCCGAAGAUGCUGAGCAAAUGAUAAAGGAUUGUAACCCGUCUCAGAAGGGCUAUGUGAAUAAGACUGAGUUUAGGAAAUUAUUCAAUGACCGACAAGCUGAUAUAGACGCACAAAUCCAAGAAAUUGUUAAAGCUUUCCAGGUGUUUGACAAAGACAAUAGUGGAACUAUAUCUGCGGAUGAAAUUCGCGAAGUUUUGAGAAAAUCUGGAGAAGACGUGGAUGAAGCAGAAAUUGAAGAGAUGUUAAAACUGGUCGAUGUUGAUGGUGAUGGUAAUAUAUCAAUAGAAGAGUUUGCCUGCGUCAUGUGCGAUUUAAACUAGGUAUGACGGGCGAUGAAAAUCUGAAAUGCGAUCAUUAUAGACAACUCAUUAUAUUUGCUCGUUUAAAUGUGUUCUGAAAUCAGAAACAGUUGUUUGAUAUAUUUAGAUGUUUGCUCCAACAACACAACUUAAACGACAUUAUGCCUCAGAAAAGAAAAGUAGCACUGAAUGUGAAAUUAUCUGUCAUAAAAGAAGCAAAAUGUAGACAAAGUACCAUUUUAAUUGACUUCAGUACAAUUACUAAAUCACUAACUAAAAAGCAACAGAAGAAAAAGAUGGUAAUUGGCCGAUGAGGAUUAGGAAACUAUAAGUGCACAAGAAAUAAAAGGUUUUUGAGAAAUAAAAAUUAAAGUAUACCUGACCUAUUUUAAUAUUUAAAAGAUGAUUUUUCUUCGUUUAUUAUAACACUACGAUUAGAGAAUUUAGAUAAACUGGGGAUAUAGACUUGAAGAUGCCAAACGGAUGGAGUAAUGUGAAAAUGUUCAAACAUUUACUCUUUUAUCAAAUGUUAGUGAAGAUGAGGUUACGUGUGACGUAAUAAAUUAAUAGAUGAAUGUAUGGAGACAAUUCAAGUUUUCCGUCUUUAGAUACAGGACGUAUUUUCGUCGAUUGGUAUGAAAAUAAAUAUUUCACAAGUGGUGGUAGCCACAAGAAUAAUGUGAUGUACAAGAUAAAAAUAAAUCCUAUAUUUAAAACAGUUCGUGUAAACAUUUUCUAUUUAUUAUAUACCCUUACAAUUCGAAACAAAAAUCCAGAAGAAAGUAGUCCGGCAAGAUACAAAUGUACCAGUGAAAGUAUGGAUAAUAUAUUUUACUGAAGGGAAAAAUAAAGUUUUACAGUAAAUGUUUAGACAAUAAAUUCACCAUUUGUUGUGUAGGUGAUUUCGAAAUUUAGAAUGGAGGUCAUAAAUGAUAAAAAUGAUAUUUAAAGAGUAAAUUAUAACUACAUGCCAUGUAUAAAUGAUAUAUGUACACAUAUUCAGCAUGUUCUUUUCUCACCAUUCUUUAUGUUAUUCAUUUCAAGUUUAAACUAACGUUUUAUAAAUUCUUAUGUAAAUAAAGUGUUGUGCCCUUUUAGUUUUGUUGCAUUUUUUGUUUGUUUUGCACAUAACGAAGGUUUCGGGAGACAUCCAAUGCAU